AUGGUCACAGCAUCCGACGGAUUACAAAAUAAAAGGCUAGCUACUUCCCUGUUUCUGAUUUUAUCGCAAAAAUAUUCUUCUUCAUUGCGUUUCCUUUUUCUGAACAGAUCGAUUUAG
This is a messenger RNA of Penicillium digitatum Pd1, 117 nucleotides long. NCBI's taxonomy places the organism in Eukaryota, Fungi, Ascomycota, Eurotiomycetes, Eurotiales, Aspergillaceae. The record is from RefSeq and is a predicted model, not a curated record.